AUGUCCACCUCUGAAAACGUGUCCUCUGCUCCUGGAGCCGACACCAUCUCACUCAACACAAACACCCUUCUUCACAUCAAUCUCUCUAGUGUCUCUAAGCUAACCUCCACCAACUACCUCAUGUGGAGUUUACAAGUCCAUGCUCUCCUCGAUGGCUAUGCUCUCUCGGUUCAUCUUGACGAGUCCUCCCCUGUCCCUACUAUGACUGUCGUUGCUAACGAUGUCACCACUGUCAACCCGUUGUACACUGCCUGGAAUCGCCAAGACAGACUGAUCUACGGCGCUCUCUUGGGUGCAAUCUCCACGGCGCUUCAGCCACUUGUGUCUCGAGCCAAAUCUGCGGCUGAGAUCUGGACCACCUUGGCAUCCACUUACGCCAAACCAAGUCGUGGGCAUAUUCGCCAAGUCAAGACCCAACUCAAGAAUUGGACCAAAGGGAACAAGACGAUUGAUGAUUACCUUCAAGGUCUCACCACUCGUUUUGACCAGCUAGCCAUCCUUGGCAAACCCAUGGAGCACGAAGAUCAAGUUGAACUUGUCCUCGAGGGACUCCCCGAUGAGUACAAGUCUGUCAUUGACCAAAUUGAAGGCAAGGAUACGGCCCCAACGCUCACGGAGAUUCACGAACGUCUCUUAAACCAUGAGGGUAAACUCUUGUCUGCCUCCUCCACCACCAUCUCGCCUCAUUUUCCCAUUACUGCCAACAAUGCUCAUCAGCGCAACUCUGGCAACAACAACUACAACCGCAACUCCAACAACAACAAUCGCAACUACAACAACCGCAACAACACCAAUGAUUCCAACAGGUCUGACUCUCGUACUCCUAGACCUUAUUUGGGAAAAUGCCAGUUGUGUAAUGCCCAGGGACAUAGUGCACGACGCUGUCCACGUCUUUCGCCAUCUCUAGGGCUUCUCAACCCGCCUCCCAACACCGCUGUCCGUCCAUGGCAGCCGCGUGCCAACCUUGCUCUUGGAUCUCCUUAUGAUCCGAACCAGUGGCUCCUUGACAGUGGGGCGACCCACCAUAUGACAUCUGACCUCCAAAACCUCUCGCUUCACCAGCCAUAUUAUGGUAGUGAUGAUGUGAUUGUUGCAGACGGCUCAACUCUGCCUAUUACUCACACGGGUUCAACCACUCUUCCCUCAUCUAUUCGUGACUUAAAAUUGCAUAAAAUCCUUUGUGUUCCUGACAUUCAUCGCAAUCUCAUCUCUGUUUACCGAUUAUGCAAUACUAAUCAAGUCUCUGUGGAAUUCUUCCCUGCUUCGUUUCAGGUGAAGGAUCUCAGCACGGGGGUUCCGUUACUCCAAGGCAAAACUAAGAAUGAGCUUUACGAAUGGCCGGUUUCACAGUCUCAAGCUGCGGCCUUCUCUACUGCAACCAAUUCACGAGCCUCUGCGUCCCUGUGGCACUAUCGACUUGGUCACCCGUCUUCUUCAAUUUUAGACAAUGUUAUUUCUACUUUUUCCCUUCCUGUCUCUGCUUCCUCACAAAAACUUUUGUCCUGUUCCAAUUGCCUUAUUAAUAAGAGCCACAAACUUCCAUUUUCUGAAAACACCAUUGUCUCUACUCAUCCCCUUCACUAUCUAUAUUCCGAUGUUUGGACCUCACCAAUCCUCUCCAUUGAUAACUACAAAUACUACCUAGUCAUUGUUGACCAUUACACUCGCUAUACUUGGCUCUACCCCCUAAAACAAAAAUCCGAUGUGAAACAAACAUUUGUUACCUUCAAAGCAUUGGUCGAGAACAAGUUCCAUCAGCGGAUUGGCACUCUUUUCUCUGACAAUGGAGGUGAGUUCAUUGCACUUCGUGAUUUCCUUGCUACUCAUGGCAUCACUCACCUCACCUCCCCGCCACACACACCUGAACAUAAUGGUGUCUCUGAACGGAAGCACCGCCAUGUGGUGGAAACCGGUCUCACUCUCCUCUCCACUGCCGCCGUCCCACUUGAGUAUUGGCCCUUUGCCUUUGCCACCGCAGUCUACCUCAUCAACCGGCUUCCUACACCGGUGCUCUCUCACCAGUCACCGUUCUUCAAAUUGUUCCAAGUUGCGCCCAAUUAUGACAAGCUGAAAGCCUUCGGUUGUCUCUGUUUUCCAUGGCUCAAACCUUAUACUCACCACAAACUUGAAAAUCGUUCGCAGCCGUGUAUCUUCCUCGGCUAUUCUCUCACUCAGAGUGCCUACUACUGCUUACACGUACCUACUGGAAGGAUCUAUACAUCCAGGCAUGUUCGAUUUGAUGAAGCCCGCUUCCCAUUCCCUAAAAUGGUAUCCUUAAAUUUUCGCGCAAAUGACCUUCACUCUCCACAACCGUCGUCGCCGCUCGCUCCGUCGCCACACCCACAGGUAUCGUCUCCCUGUGUCUCAUCCUCUUCUCCUCCCUCUCACAACUCUGAGCCCACUGCUCCAUCUCAAAAUGGGCCCAACACCCAGGCCCAGAACAACCUUUCCCCACCUGAGCCCACUGCUCUCUCACAGAAUGAGUCGUCACCGACGAUUCAGCCGCCUUCCUCUGAACACACCUCCACCGCUCCCUCUUCACCGGAUUCCACAUCCGUCAAUUCCCAAAUCACCCAGCCACAUGAACCAGAAAUCCAUGUCCCUGAUGAACCACCUCAAAAUCUUCACCAAAUGCAAACUCGAUCCAAAAAUAACAUCUCCAAGCCCAAACAAAAAUUCAAUCUUCUUGUUGCUGCAGGUCCUAAUCGCUCGUCUGAACCACGAACGAUUGCCCAAGCUAUGAAGGAUGCUCGUUGGAGAGCCUCAGCCUCCGAUGAGUACAAUGCUCAGAUGCGGAAUCAUUCAUGGGAUCUCGUCCCACCUCAUCCGUCUCAGAAUGUUAUUGGGAAUCGCUGGGUCUUUAAGACGAAAUUUCUUCCCACUGGCGUUUUGAACAAAUACAAAUCCCGACUUGUCGCUAAAGGUUUCCACCAACAGUAUGGUAUUGACUAUGCUGAAACGUUCAGUCCAGUAAUCAAGACCACUACUAUUCGGACCAUUCUCGAUGUCGCGGUGGCUCGGUCGUGGCCCAUUAAACAGCUUGACGUUAACAACGCCUUUCUUCAAGGUGAGCUUGAAGAAGAGGUGUACAUGUCCCAACCACAGGGCUUCGUCGACAAAGAUCGCCCUGACUAUGUUUGUCGUCUCCGCAAACCGAUCUACGGAUUGAAACAGGCGCCGCGUGUGUGGUACAUGUCACUCAAACAACACCUACUCACCACAGGCUUCACUAACUCCCUCGCUGAUGCCUCCCUCUUCAUCAAACACUGUGGUAACACUCUCACAUAUGUUCUUGUAUACGUUGAUGAUAUUCUUGUCACGGGAAAUAAUCAACAGGACAUUCAACUGGUUCUUAAUGCCUUUGCUGAUCGCUUCUCCAUCAAAGACCCGUCGGAUCUCUUCUAUUUUCUUGGUAUUGAAGCCACACGGACAAAAGCAGGACUCCAUCUUAUGCAACACAAGUACAUUGUGGAUCUCCUCGCUAAACACAAUAUGCUUGAUGCCAAGCCUGUUGCAACUCCGCUCCCGGUCCAUCCCAAACUUACCAUUCACACAGGUACUCCACUUUCAGAUCCCUCACCGUAUCGCUCUGUUGUUGGGAGUCUACAAUACCUCGCCUUCACGAGGCCGGAUAUCUCCUACGCUGUCAAUCGCCUCUCCCAAUUCAUGCACAAGCCUACGACUGAGCACUGGCAAGCCGCUAAAUGUGUGCUCCGUUAUCUUGCCGGCACACCCACACAUGGUGUUUUUCUCUCUGCGUCGUCUCCACUCACUCUUCAUGCAUUCUCUGAUGCUGAUUGGGCAGGUGAUAGAGAUGAUUAUGUCUCUACUAAUGCCCAUGUUGUCUAUCUCAGCUCGAAUCCAAUCUCAUGGAGCUCAAAGAAACAAUGCGGUGUCGCACGCUCGUCUACGGAAGCAGAAUACCGUUCUGUUGCAAACACUGCCUCUGAGGUUCGUUGGCUUUGCUCCCUGCUGUCUGAAAUUGGUGUCACCCUUCCUACUGCUCCCGUGAUCUAUUGUGAUAACAUAGGCGCGACAUACUUGUGUGCCAACCCUGUGUUUCACUCCCGCAUGAAGCAUAUAGCGCUCGAUUACCACUUUCUGCGAAACCAAAUCCAAGCUGGCAUGCUCCGUGUCUCUCAUGUCUCGACCCACGAUCAACUUGCCGAUGCUCUCACUAAGCCGCUGCCUCGCCCUCAGUUCCAUCGUGCGUGUUCCAAGAUUGGUGUCAUCAAGGUGCCUCCAUCUUGA
Microthlaspi erraticum is the source of this 4251-nucleotide messenger RNA. The record is from the annotation of a GenBank genome assembly. Lineage: Eukaryota; Viridiplantae; Streptophyta; Magnoliopsida; Brassicales; Brassicaceae.